Vanessa tameamea is the source of this 4530-nucleotide messenger RNA. RefSeq names its product hemicentin-1-like. Gene Ontology annotation, biological process: axon guidance; homophilic cell-cell adhesion; dendrite self-avoidance. The record is from RefSeq and is a predicted model, not a curated record. Gene Ontology annotation, cellular component: axon; plasma membrane. The transcript is spliced from 25 exons. Gene Ontology annotation, molecular function: hydrolase activity; nucleic acid binding; cell-cell adhesion mediator activity. The coding region runs from base 51 to 4508 and encodes 1485 amino acids. Lineage: Eukaryota; Metazoa; Arthropoda; Insecta; Lepidoptera; Nymphalidae.
UAUGUUACUGUGACAGAAGAACAUCGUGCGGUCAAGUUUUUGUGUUCGCAAUGUUUAUUUCGUGUUUAAUAUAUAUAUUUUUAUCAUAUGGACUUUUGUAUACUAAUGGAGAUGAUGCGAAAGUCAGUCUUACAUUUGUUAUUGAUGACACGGGUUCAAUGUACAAUGAUAUAGCUCAAGUUAAGGCUAAGACGAAUGAAGUGUUCGAUGCUGUUUUACACGCAAAUGCUUCGAAAAUAGACGAUUUUAUUUUGAUAACUUUCAACGAUCCUUAUGCGAAAUUACGAACCAUAACGAGAGAUCGAAAUGAAUUUAAAAGAGCCCUUAGUUCUAUAAGUGUCGAUGGUGGGGGUGACUGCCCAGAGUACACGAUGGCUGGAAUUGAACUAGCUUUAGAGAAAAGCAAAUCAAAUUCAUAUUUCUAUGUAUUCACGGACGCAUCGGCCAAAGAUUAUAAUCAAUUCGACCGGAUAAAGAGUUUAAGCCAAAAGAAAUCAAUCCAGGUAUCUUUUCUCCUAACUGGCAUUUGCGGGAGUUUAAAUGAUCGAGACUAUCUUGUUUUUGAGGAACUUUCUGAAGCAACGUCAGGACAAGUGUUUCAUAUUAAAAAGCACGAUAUCAAUAAGAUAAUAAAUUACAUCAUAGCAUCGAUCACACACAAAAAGACAACUUUACGCCAAAAACUUUAUGAAAACGGCAGUUUAAAGAAAUUGACGUUCACUGUAGAUAGUAAGGUGUGGGAUGUUAUAAUAUCUAUAUCAGCGAAAAAUCCAAAGAUUAAGGUCAUUGAUCCGGAUGGCAAUGUUGCAGUCACAAAAGAUAUUUCAACUACAGAGAUGUCAUAUAUGGGCAAAUUGAACACAAAGCCUGGUGUUUAUACGAUCGAAUUAUCCAGUAAUAGUAAAACUUCAGUAGUUGUAACUGGAUCCACUUCUGUUUCCUUCCAACAUGGCUUCGCAUACGUCAAACCUGCGUCCAUAAAUGAAACAUCUACUAUGCCUGUUCCAGGUGUGAAGUCAUAUCUAUCGAUAGCUUUAAAUAAUGACAAAAAAGACGUCGUUUUGAAAACAGCUGAACUAAGAGAUCUGGAUGAUAACGUAAUCAAAGAACUACCGUUGACAUUAAUAGAUCCAGAGAAGCAAUUCUACAUAACAGAUCCUUUUAUUCCGCCAAGUACAUUGUUCAAAAUUGCGGUAAAUGGCUUCACAGAAACAAAUGAAAAAAUAACGAGGAUAUCAUCAACGACGGUAGAGCUACAGAAACCAGAAUUGGAAAAGUCUUUGACCAAAAAAUCGCCCCAGGUAACUCUUCUAAGCGAUGACAAAAUUGAAGUUGAAUACGGCCAAGCUGUUGAUAUUAAAUGCAAAUUGCACGGAUUUCCUAAGCCUGAUGCCUUGUGGGAAGGUACAUCGGGCAUCACAGGACCUGCUACGGUAGUGCCAGUCGAUCUCCCAUAUGACUAUAUGACUGUUCUCACAAUCGAUAAGGUGGUUGAAAAUUCAACAAUUACUUGCAAAGCUAUAAAUUCAGAAGGAGAGAGUUCUAAAUCAGUGAAAAUUGAAAUAAAAACCUACUUGAACGUGAUUGAAUAUCCCAAAGACAUAACACUUGAAUAUGGCAAAACAAUUGAUUUAAAAUUUAUAAUUAACGCUUCUCCGCCUGCAAUAAUAAGUUGGUACAAAAAUGACAAGCAAAUCACUGUAAACGAUAAUUACAACCUUUCAUCUGACAAUACAAUUUUAACAAUAAGAAAUAUGCUUCCAAAACUAAAAGGAAAAUAUACAGUCAAAGCAUUCAAUGAUAACACGGAAAGAAACGUUACAUUUAACGUUUCCAUAAUCGGAGCCGAACCACCUGUAAUCGAUAAAUCUGUAACUACAUAUUUUGCUAAGGAAGGUUCUGAUGUAGAUAUAAAUUGCAGAUUAUUAAAGGGUAAGCCGAUACCAACGAUAUCUUGGUCGCUGGUCGUUGAUGACAGUACUGAAAAUAAAGAAUUAGAUGAAACAGGAGAAACAAUUCACAUUACAAAUAUUAAAACCGACGAUACUGGAAAUUACAUAUGUUUGGCGCGUAAUGAAAUCGGAGAAGACUCUCAUAGCACUGAACUAUACGUUGAGUACCCUCCAUCGAUCGAAGAAGGUGAUGAAACCCUAAAUAUAGUGAAAGGUGAUCAAGUAACUCUAGUCUGUUCUCUGAAUGGUUUUCCCUAUCCUGAUAUACGAUGGUUUAAAAAUAAAUCUGAAAUUAAUGAUACUAGUAAAUAUCGUACUCACAACAAUAACGUCCUGCGAUUCAGAGGUUCACUUAGCGAUGCUGGUAUUUAUACAUGUGAGGCAUCCAACGCUCUUGGAAGGGCAGAAAGAAAUAUUAAUUUGAAUAUAUAUGGUCCUGUCCAAAUCGAACCUCCUACAGAAAGUGUUCUGAAUAUAAUAGUUGGAAAUUCUUUGGAGUUACCUUGUGUUGCUGAAGGUUAUCCCGAGCCAAAAACGAAAUGGAUUUUCAAAAAUUUCGAUCCGAAAUCUUUACCGAAGCUAUUAAGAGCUGAUAGAAUGAACUCUAUCAAAAUACCACGAGUCCAAAUUGAAGAUGAAGGGUUUUAUGUUUGUAAGGCACGUAAUUAUGCUGAUACAGCUGUUAUUACGUAUGAAGUUCAUGUAUUAGCACCUCCUUUUAUUAAAAACAAGUUACCGGACAAAACUUUAAAUGCUGUGGAAGGGGACUUAGUGUUACGAAUUCCAUGCGAGGCUGUUGGUAAACCAAAACCAACUGUAUCUUGGAUAGUGGACGGAUUGAAACUUGCUCUAGGGACUGACAUGUUUGGUAUUGAAGAAGACGGAACAUUAAUAAUUAAAAAUGUGAAUAAAUAUUCCACGGGUACAUAUUUAUGCAAAGCUGAAAAUUCACUAGGUCAUGUUUCAGAAGAAUUCUAUGUCAAAGUUUACCCAUAUCCAAGAACACGUAACGUCCCUGUCAAAGAGUUAAUAGAAGAAGGGACAUCAGCUAACAUUGAAUGUGAACCUUCGCAUGACGUUGGAGAUUUAAUUCGUUGGUAUAAGAAUGGAGUACUCAUUUCAACUGGUCCCUUGACCUUGCGCCGUGCUUCGCCAUCAGAUUCAGGGUUAUACAGUUGCAGAGUGAGCAAUUAUGUAUCAUCGCAUUCAUCUCACAAGAUGGUCAUCGUUGGGCGUAAACCUCGUUUUAAUUCUGAGGAAGAAACUAGAAUUGAAUUUUUUGAAGGAGCAAACGUUUUCUUCGUAUGCAGCGCUACUGGAUUUCCAAAUCCAACCAUCACGUGGUCUCACAAUGGGAGGAAAAUUGAAAAAACGUCUGCCACAAUUGAUCUCGUAAUGAAAGUUAGUGAUAUUGGAGAGUACGAAUGCCAAGUGUCGAACGAUUUCGGUAAAAUUAGCCGUACCUUUAAUAUUGUCGCUGAUGAUUGUUUGUUAAACAUUGAGAAUAACUUUAAUACAUACAAACCGCUUAUACUGUCGCUUAGCAAACGUUGGCCUCUAUUUGAAAUAAAUGGUAGCUUCAUGAGAAUACCCAAAAACACUAAAUUCCUAUUGGUUUGCCCAACGAGCUAUAUAACCCACAAAAGUACAAACUUUGGCCAACAGAGGUUGGCAAGCUGUGUUGGAAAUACGGAAUUUCAAAUAAUAGGAAAAAAUAUCGAUUUCGAGGAUUUAAAUUGUAACGAGGAAAUUAAACCACUGUCGAAAAGCACUGGAUUGCAUUGCAGCAGGGGUAACACAGAGCUAUUGAAAGUCGGUUACAGCUUGCGGUCCGAAUUUCUGGGUGUCUACGAUAUCUGCUUCGAUAAAGAUAAAAAUGUUACGUUAUAUUCAAGGCACCAUAUUCACCGAUCUCUGGCAGAUAGAGUUCCUGAUAUUCCAAUUAAAUUUACUGGCAGUAAUCACUUACCUAAAGAUUUUAAUGCAAUAUACAAAUGUAGAGAUAAAUGUUGUUUCGCUAAAAAGCAACUCGUGAAUCCCAGGGAUGUGUCUCCAGGAUUCCCACAAGUGGCAACUUACAACGAUUUAAAUGUUUUACCACACUGGAGCACGUGCGGCACAGAGAAUUGGGACGAGGUUGAGCGAAGAGUGAGGUCUCUUGUGAAAUUCCUUGAUUUCAAACUAUCAGUUUGGACUGGAGCGUUUUAUGAUAAAAGUACUGAUGCUGGGAUUAUUUUAAGAUCUUCAGAUCAACCUACACCACAGUAUAUGUGGAAGGUAAUCCGAAAUUUACAAGAGCAACAAGCCCUCGCAGUCAUUCAAGUAAAUAAGCCUAAUUUAACCAAAUCUGAAGCUGCACGUCAUAUGCUUUGUAAAGAUGUAUGUGGUGACACAGAAUGGAUGAGGAAUCCUGAAUGGCGAAACGUUACCAAAGGUUUUACCUACUGUUGCAGUUUGACAGAUUUCAAAAAGGCAUUUGGUUACGAAAACAUCUUUAAGGGUAAAGCAAAUCUUUUAAGAAAAAUGCCACUUGUUUCCGAGCACUCCUUAACGUAAAUAUAUAAAUUAUUCGAAUUAU